AUGAUGUUUCGCGACCAGGUCGGGGUGCUGGCGGGCUGGUUUAAGGGCUGGAACGAGUGCGAGCAGACUGUUGCGCUGCUGUCGCUGCUUAAGCGCGUGAGCCAGACCCAGGCCCGCUUCCUCCAGCUCUGCCUGGAGCACUCGCUGGCCGACUGCGCCGAGCUGCACGUCCUCGAAGGCGAGGCCAACAGCCCCGGAAUCAUUAACCAAUGGCAACAGGAAUCCAAGGAUAAAGUGAUUUCCCUCCUGUUAACUCAUCUGCCUUUGCUGAAGCCAGGAAACCUUGAUGCAAAAGUAGAGUAUAUGAAACUGCUGCCCAAAAUCCUGGCUCACUCUAUUGAACACAACCAGCACAUUGAGGAGAGCAGGCAGCUACUGUCCUAUGCUUUGAUACAUCCGGCCACUUCGCUGGAAGAUCGCAGCGCGUUAGCCAUGUGGCUGAACCACUUGGAGGACCGCACGUCGACCAGCUUUGGCGGCCAGAACCGAAGCCGCUCAGACUCUGUGGAUUAUGGGCAGACGCACUACUAUCACCAAAGACAGAACUCCGAUGACAAGCUCAAUGGGUGGCAGAACUCUCGGGAUUCUGGGAUUUGCAUCAACGCCUCCAACUGGCAGGACAAAAGCCUGGGGUGUGAGAACGGCCACGUGCCCCUCUACUCCUCCUCAUCUGUCCCCACCACAAUCAAUACAAUUGGAACCAGCACAAGUACAAUUCUCUCAGGCCAGGCACACCACAGCCCUUUGAAACGAUCUGUGUCCCUUACCCCACCCAUGAAUGUGCCAAACCAGCCUCUAGGACAUGGAUGGAUGUCUCAUGAGGACUUACGAGCUAGAGGACCCCAGUGCCUCCCAUCCGAUCAUGCCCCCCUGUCUCCACAAAGCAGUGUAGCCUCUUCAGGAAGUGGUGGGAGUGAACACUUAGAAGAUCAGAACACUGCUCGUAACACAUUCCAAGAAGAAGGUAGUGGUAUGAAAGAUGUUCCGGCCUGGUUAAAAAGCCUCCGCCUGCACAAGUAUGCUGCGCUUUUCUCCCAGAUGACCUACGAGGAAAUGAUGGCCCUCACUGAGUGCCAGCUGGAGGCUCAGAAUGUUACCAAAGGUGCAAGACACAAAAUUGUCAUCAGUAUUCAGAAGCUCAAAGAAAGACAAAACCUCCUGAAGUCUUUGGAAAGGGACAUCAUCGAGGGGGGCAACCUGCGCAUCCCACUCCAGGAACUGCACCAGAUGAUCCUGACUCCUAUCAAGGCCUACAGCUCCCCGAGCACCACCCCCGAGGCUCGCCGCCGGGAGCCCCAGGCUCCGCACCCGCCCUCACUGAUGGGCCCUGAGGGCCAGAGCCCCGACUGCAAAGACAGUGCCUCGGCCGCCGGGGCCACAGCCACCACCUCGGCUGGGGCCAGUGGCGGGUUGCAGCCACACCAGCUGAGUAGCUGUGAUGGGGAGCUGGCCGUUGCCCCCCUGCCGGAGGGGGAUCUCCCCGGGCAGUUCACACGUGUCAUGGGGAAAGUGUGCACACAGCUCUUGGUCUCCAGACCUGAUGAGGAAAAUAUAAGUUCCUAUUUACAGCUCAUAGACAAGUGUCUAAUUCAUGAGGCAUUUACAGAGACUCAGAAAAAAAGAUUGUUGUCAUGGAAACAGCAGGUGCAGAAGCUCUUUCGGUCUUUCCCUCGGAAAACCCUUCUAGACAUAUCAGGAUAUCGACAGCAAAGAAACCGUGGCUUUGGGCAGUCCAACUCCCUCCCGACAGCCGGCUCUGUGGGCGGCGGUAUGGGCCGACGGAACCCCCGCCAGUACCAGAUCCCCUCCCGGAACGUCCCUUCCGCCCGCCUGGGCCUCUUGGGCACCAGUGGAUUUGUCAGCUCCACCCAGCGCAACACCACAGCCAACCCCACCAUCAUGAAACAAGGAAGACAGAACCUCUGGUUUGCCAACCCUGGGGGCAGCAACAGCAUGCCAAGCCGCACCCACAGCUCAGUCCAAAGGACCCGCUCGCUGCCCGUGCACACUUCUCCACAGAAUAUGCUGAUGUUCCAGCAGCCAGAAUUCCAGCUUCCUGUGACUGAACCGGACAUCAACAACAGGCUGGAGUCCUUGUGCCUCAGUAUGACCGAGCACGCCCUGGGAGACGGGGUUGACCGGACCUCCACAAUCUAGAAGCUGAAGAUGAGAGUGACCGCGCUGGCCGUGAAAUCGACUGCUGCGGGUCCAGUGUCAGCCAUCUUCAGGGUUGCACAGAAUCCUCGGAGAUACUUUGCAGCCUUUUUUUUCCCCUGGUCCCUCUCCCAUUUUGAUUUUGUGAGAGCGUAGGUCGUCCUUGUAAACAUACCAGUAGACCGGGGAUUGGUUAUUUUGUCAUUUGUUUCU
Molecule: messenger RNA, 2367 nt
Organism: Neomonachus schauinslandi (Hawaiian monk seal)
Lineage: Eukaryota; Metazoa; Chordata; Mammalia; Carnivora; Phocidae
Gene: SAMD4A
Product: sterile alpha motif domain containing 4A
Exons: 12
Coding region: 1-2157 (718 amino acids)
Biological process (GO): negative regulation of translation; regulation of mRNA stability; nuclear-transcribed mRNA poly(A) tail shortening
Cellular component (GO): P-body
Molecular function (GO): mRNA binding; protein binding; translation repressor activity
Source: RefSeq, a predicted model, not a curated record